Topomyia yanbarensis is the source of this 3998-nucleotide messenger RNA. It is a transcript of the gene Topors, whose product is annotated as E3 ubiquitin-protein ligase Topors. NCBI's taxonomy places the organism in Eukaryota, Metazoa, Arthropoda, Insecta, Diptera, Culicidae. Bases 406 to 3315 code for a protein of 969 amino acids. The transcript is spliced from 4 exons. Gene Ontology annotation, biological process: protein polyubiquitination; protein monoubiquitination. Gene Ontology annotation, molecular function: ubiquitin protein ligase activity; metal ion binding. The record is from RefSeq and is a predicted model, not a curated record.
CAUCGCGAGCAAUCAGAAAACGUCUUGUUUCACUUACCUAGCAGACGUUCUGUACGAAAAAAAGUUUCGGAAAUGGUGAAAAUAUUCACACGGAUUUUGCUAUGUUUCGUGUCUUCGGGGUAUUUGAAAAAGUGGUGAAAAUGAAGUUUGAACAUUAUUGUAAAGUUUAGUAAUUUACAAUACUAAUUUCUUUGUCUAAAUUGUGUGAUUGUGUUGAAUUUUCGAAACGACCAGAAGCGAGAUUGUGGAAAGUUUUUCGCUGACCUGUAAUGGCGUAAAAAGUCGAAGAGGGCGACGGUUAAUGUCUUGGAAAAGAAAUUUUUUAUAUAUCAGGUUGCUGUGAUCAGGCUUAAAGUCGGUUUUGGUUGUUUUGAUUGAUAGACGGAUUGGGACAUCGUAAAAAAAAUGGAAGAAGUGCAAGUAAUCGAUUGUCCUCCAACUCCGGAGAUUUUAUUGCCGUCGAAUACUCCGCCCUCGAGCACACUGUUGGAUAUGCUGGAUAGUUCCUCGUCGGCGGAAGAGGUGGACAUUUGUACGAGUAGGACAGAGGAAGCAUCGAACGAAAGUGGUCGCUGUUCGCCUCCUCCCAAGUGCGCAAUCUGUUUGGGCAAGUGCCGUCAAAAGUGCUACACAGAUUCGUGUCGUCAUCAAUUUUGCUAUCGCUGUUUGCUCGAGUGGAGUAAGAUUAAAGCUGAGUGUCCCUUGUGCAAGCAAGUUUUCCGUUCCAUUAUCUAUAAGCAGAAAACGUUCGGUCGGUAUGAGGAACACAUAAUCUCCAUUGUUCCGCCAGCAUCUCCUCCUGCUGCCAGUGGACCUGGCAUUGGACCAGCCGGGGCCGGUACGGCUCGUCCUCCUCCACAGGUGUAUCACAGGUUAGAUUUUACUCUAUCGCAGACACCUCGUUUUACGUACAGUGCAACGCUCCGUGUUCAGCCAAGCCAAAGUGAGCGGCUUCAGCAGCUUUUCUUGCAUCAGUCCGGUGAUGUGCAACGGUUCAGUAGAGAAUAUCCUGACGAUUCUAUUCCGUCCAGACAAAAUGGACCCGAAUGGAGACGGUAUAUUUACCACAGACGACUACACGCAAGACCAUUGCCGGAUAUUAACGGUAGAUUAAGAGAAUGCAGCGCAGCUUUCUACAGAGAAAACCCUGCUCAAAUCCAUCGUCUCAUGCCGUGGAUUAAUCGUGAAUUGAUUGCGCUUUGCCGCGGAAACCCAGCUCAAGUUACACUGAUUAUGGAAGACUUUACCAAUUUACUAAUGACACAUGACAUCACAUCGCCAGCGUUCCGUGAGCGCGUUUCCUACUGGGGUCGUACAAGAAGUGUUCAUUUUAUACACGAGCUGCUGAAUUUCGCUCGUUCCCCGUACGACAUGAUAGGAUACGAUCGAUGUGUUCAAUACGAUCCUUACCAAAACAGUGUGGUAGUGUUGUCAUCAUCUUCUUCGUCGUCGUCCGGAUCCUCAACAUCUUCCAUCUCCGAGGGAUCUGAUGGCGAGGAUGACGUAGUUCGAAUUGUAGAGCCGGUUCCGGGGACAUCAAGGAUGAUGGAAUCGGUGGGAGCUCCCAGUGAUAGCAGAAGAGGAAGGACACAAUUUACGAUCGAGACGAGAUCCUCCGAUCAGACAGUGAUUAUGACUGGUUCAUUUGGUGGGGCUGGUGUCAGCGGAAUUGUUUCCGUGUCCACUUCUGGAACGCAAACAAGUGGCCCCAGUGGAAGUAAUACCAACGUCGGCGGUUUUCAGGAUAUGCCACGAAUGCCUCCGUUAACUUCACUUGCUCCACAAACCGCAAGUCGGUUAGAAGAUGGAGCGAAUAUCUCUCUUUCGUCCAGUGAUAGCGAUGAUUGCAGAAUCGUUGGUGCGUUGAAACCACCCCAUUUGCGAACGCCGGAAAUGGUUAGUCUAGAGUCGGAAAGUGACAGCGACGUAGUAUUCGUGAAUGAAAACGAAAAUAGAGUAGAAGAAACAGUUGCAUUACAGAACAUUUUGUUCGAACAUCUCUUUCCGGAUAAUGCUUUUCAUCAAGACUCAACUACCAAACUUGAGGACAGAUCGGGAGCAUCAGCUUCCGAGUACAAUAACGGGGCAUCAACGUCAUCCGGUGGUGGAGGUGGCAUAAAGAAAUAUUACACGAAGCCUCGUCUGAACAGAAAUUCUUCCGGUACAGGCAUUAAGAGUAUUUACGAAGCAAGCGAAUCGGAAAAGAGUGAAGACGCAAGUCAACAGAGCGGUUCGGAGUCAUCUAGUCACGAAGAGUUCAAAUUUAAUAUUCGCAAUCAACCAGCGACAAGUAAUCGUAGACGAAAAGCAAUCAAGCGACGGCCACCAGCGGAUAGCAGUGACCAUAGCGUCGGUGAGCAAAAGUCUUCUUCCGAUAAGGAAAUGUCUACGGACAGUAGUUCAUUUUCAAGCACAAGCUCAAGUUCAAGUUCUAGCUCGGACAGCGACAGCGACUUCCAGUCAGAUGAAGCAAUAAAGAUCACUGUGACGAAGCGUAAAUCUCGUAAGUCUAUGCUUCGUUCAUUGCGAAAUUCCGCCAAACUUCUCAAGAAAGAAACGAAGAAACGCUCUAAAGUGAAAAAACAAAAACCAUGCUUAGCCAAACAUUGUAGAAAACGUCAAAAACUCACGCUCAAAACAUCGAAAAGCUCUUCGGAAAGUGGUAAAGGAACAUCCCUCACAUCUGUCCCUGUAGCGGACACAUUCCCAGGGAGCAGUAAAGCAUCACUAAAACCCAGUACUAAUACCAGUAGUUCAGCAGGAAAACGAAAAUUGCGAAGUGCUGUUAUUAAACCAGAACUACAAACAGGUCCAUCGCCACCCAAGAAACGUAAAAAGGUUCCCAUCUGUUCGGAGUUGAUCACCAGCACAGAUUUUUCCAGCGAUGAAGAACCACCCCAAGCUGUAACCCCCCAACCAACUGCCGUUGAACCAAUGCUGGCCCCUGUAUCGAGACCAUCUUCAUCUUCAGAGGUCAUCAGUUCCGGCGAUGAAGCAUCCGACAGUGAGGAACAGUGUACGAUUGCUUCCCUCAUAAGAGCCGCGCGACGUCCUCCAACGACGGAAGAGUCGGAACAAUAUCCCGAGCUACAGAACACAUCGAAUGUAUCAACGGGCAGCAGCAGUAGCAGUAACAGCAGUAGUAGUAGCAGUAGCAGUACCAAUAGUAACUCAUCUACGGUCGCAUCCGGAUCGGUUCGUUCCGGUAUAGAGACUUCGCACUCGCAGCUGGAUCUGCUCGAUGGAGGGCGGACGUCUCCCGCCGAGGAGGAUGUUGCCGUGACGCAAUUGAUUGGCGCUGAGGUAGAACUCUGAGAUUUGCUGCGGACCGUCGAUUUUGAGGAAUGGUGAUCGGUUGCAGUGUUGUGUGAGAAGAAUCAUUCUUUUUCUGCCAGUUCAAUCCGGCUUUGCAGUAGAGCGAGCGUUUGAAGCCACCAUAAACCAUCAGAAGUCCGUCGAUAUGGCACUAUAUAUCUACAUCCAGACACUGAUUUAAGGCAACAGAGUAUUGAAUUAGCACGAACGCAGAAAACAAAAAUGUUGGUUCCAGAAGAAACGACCGGCAUGUUGAUAAGUUGUUUUUUUUUUCAAUAAACUCAUAUUUGAAUAUAAUAUUGCAUUCUGCCGUUGUAUAUUAAAUAGGAGUAAACACUAUUGCAAGCAGAAAAUCAAUUUAGCUUAAUUUUAUUGAAUUAAUGUUACAACUGAUAAAUGGCUUACUACUGUUGAAUCGGUUGUACGAUGAAAAGUGAGUAUAAAUAAUCUUCUCUGCCUAAAAUAUUGUAAUCACAGCACACAGACUCUGAAUGUGACUGUACAGGUAAACUAUUACUAAGCUUGAGUCGAUCCAAAACACAAAACAUCUUAAGUAAAUUAAAUGCAAGUUUUGUGUACAGCCCAAACUUUGUUCUUCGGAGAAAAUUAUUGGCAUAGGAGUUAAACGACGGACCCUAGGAGAUACUUUUAAUAAAAAUCAAUUGUAUUUCGACAAAAGCGAA